CGAUGCGCAGGUUGCUCCGUCCUUAGCUGCAAUCAGCGCUGCGGCGUACCCAGGCCGUGCGCGACCACUUUUCGCGCCCCACGAGCCCCACGACCAUGUGCGCUAUGGUCUGGUGGUCCGUUGACGACAGCUGAAAAUAUGUCAAGUCUUACGUUGUGAUUUAGAUCGGGUACCAGAUGACCGUGGCCUCGUUGUCGCUCGCAGUCCCGGCUGGAGCUCUAUACAACUUAUAAAGCGAACAACAUCCGAUGAAAGUCUUUCCGGAGCUCCCCUCUGUCUACUUCGGCACUGUCGACUGGAGGAUGCAUCGGACACUUGUUGCACUUGCAGCUACCCUCGAGCUCGCCUUGGCCGUCGAUCCACUCGUCAACUUGGGAUAUACUCAAUACAAGGGUAUCGCGCUCUCGAAUGGUGUCAGUCAAUGGCUCGGGAUGCGCUUCGCCGCACCACCCACAGGCGACUUGCGGUUCAGCGCACCCGCCGACCCACCGUCGAAUGACACAGUUCAGAUAGCCAACAUGCAUGGGCCAUUGUGCUUCACCACCGGCGCAGGCUAUCCUCAGUCAGGCCACUCCGAAGACUGCCUCUUCCUGGACAUUUACGCCCCUUCAAAUGCGACGACAAACUCCAAACUACCCGUGAUGUUCUUCAUCCAGGGCGGUGGCCUCAACGAACUCGCGAAUGCAAAUUAUAACGGAUCGCAGCUCAUUGAGGCUGCCGACUUCGAUAUGAUCGUCGUAACUCACAACUACCGCGUCGGUACAUUCGGGUUCUUGGCGAGUGCGGAAAUUCAGGCCAAUGGUAGCAUCAACAACGGGAUCCUAGAUCAGAGGAAGGCGAUGCAGUGGGUGCAAGACAACAUCGAACAAUUUGGUGGUGAUCCGGAACAUGUUGUUCUCAGCGGCGACAGCGCCGGCGCCCAAUCUAUCACCAUCCAUUUGACUGCGUACGGAGGUGUACACACAGACCUCUUCCAUGGUGUCAUAGCCGAGUCUCAAUCCUUCCCGCCCGUCUUCAACGUAUCAGGUAAUCAGUAUGCGUACGACGCGCUCGUCGAGAGGACUGGCUGCAACAACGAGUCGGACACACUGGCUUGUCUCCGAGCUCUGGAUAUCGCUGUACUUCAGAAUGCGAGUGUUGUAAUAUCUUACCCUGGAAGGAACAACACUCCAAACUACCUGUAUGGCGCUGCCGUGGACGGCGAUCUGAUUCCGGACAUCCCAUACAACCUCUUCGCACAGGGCAAGUUUGUCGAUGUGCCGUCCGUAUUCGGCGACGACACCAAUGAUGGGACAAUCUUCACUCCGCACGGCCUCAAUUCGACGGAGGAUAUGAACAAUUUUCUGCUGGACAAUUUCCCGUUCCUUACCGAGAACGAUCUGUCUACGAUCGACACCAACUAUCCAAUUGCCGACCAGUUUCCCGACCACGGAGAGUUCUACUUCAACACGGCUUCUGCUUACGGGGAAAUCCGAUAUCUUUGCCCAGGCAUCUUUGUGAGCGACUCGCUCCUCCAAUACAACACACACCCUGUCUGGAACUAUCAGUAUAACGUGACAGACCCGACUGAGCUCAAAGAAGGUCUCGGUGUCCCCCACACGAUCGAGCUCAACGCCAUUUGGGGGUUGAACAGUACGACUGGCAAGCCACCCGCCAGCUACUUUACGACGAACGCCAAUAUCAUCCCCGUCAUGCAGGGCUACUGGACAAGCUUCAUCCGCACGCUGGAUCCCAACACCUUGAGAGCGAGCGGGACAGCGGAGUGGACACAGUACGAUAACGUGCACAGGAUCCUGUUUGAGACCAACCAUACGCGGAUGGAAAGCAUUCCGGAUGCUCAACGCCAGAGGUGCGGUUUCUUGGCAAGCAUUGCCCCCAGUCAGCAACAGUAGAGUAUGAUUGUUCGCUACCAUGGAUUCGAACGGACAGGGCUUUAUAGCGAUGAUAGUUUCACAAAUGCACUCCGGCUCAGAAUUUCACGGGCUGCCUGAAAGC
Messenger RNA from Phanerochaete carnosa HHB-10118-sp, 1995 nucleotides. RefSeq lists its product as uncharacterized. The transcript is spliced from 5 exons. Bases 249 to 1892 code for a protein of 547 amino acids. The record is from RefSeq and is a predicted model, not a curated record. NCBI's taxonomy places the organism in Eukaryota, Fungi, Basidiomycota, Agaricomycetes, Polyporales, Phanerochaetaceae.